AGAGAGCGAGAGAGUGAGGGAGCGACGUCUGGCUGGGUGGUUUAUAAGGCGGGUGGCCGUGCGCGGGACUUAUCACUUGAUCAUCGCCCGUCUGCAGUCGGGAGGGGCAGGGUCGCCCAGGCGGUCAUCCGCGCCAUCUCGUGCACGCCCAUGUCCUUUCAGAACAUCUACUACAAGCGGGCCGUCGCCACCGCCCGCCCGUGCUACGUCUGCCACAAGCCGUCUACCACCGUCCUCGCGACUAUCCAGACCGUAGACUUCCUCUACACAUGCGACACCCAUCUCUCAGACCCGGCUUCGCCAAUGGGUCUUAGCCCGGAAGAGAUAGCGAAGGUGAAGCAGGAGUGGGAGGACCGGCAGAAGAAGAAGACGAAGGAGAAAGAUAAGGACGCGUCUCAGGACGGCGACAAGAAGUCAGACUCUACAGAGGACAAGGACUCGAAGACCUUCCAUGAGCGAUACACGCUGCAUCGUGACAUCUUCGCCUUGCGGCUGGCCGAGCAUCGCAGACGAAGGCAGACUGCUCAAGCCAAGGACUUGCACCACGGCUUCCGGGAGCACCCAGAUCAACCCUCCCACCCGCUGCUUGACGACGA
This is a messenger RNA of Fomitopsis serialis, 596 nucleotides long. Its product is annotated as AAA-ATPase Vps4-associated protein 1-domain-containing protein. NCBI's taxonomy places the organism in Eukaryota, Fungi, Basidiomycota, Agaricomycetes, Polyporales, Fomitopsidaceae. The transcript is spliced from 4 exons. The record is from RefSeq and is a predicted model, not a curated record. The annotation marks the transcript as partial. Gene Ontology annotation, biological process: vacuolar transport. Gene Ontology annotation, cellular component: endosome.